UGCAUUAACGAAUGAAUUGGAAAUCUGCAGUUCAUCGAACAAUGACUAGCGAGGAUGACUGUAGUAUUGUUCGCGUUGAGCUAUUGAGCGGCUUGUCCGACAAUUUGAGAUGACAUCCAUUCAACUGAAGGGUGAAUACAGCCCACGCAAACUGCCAUGGCCUCUGCCAAUCCCAAAGCCCAGUGCUUGCGAGAAUUGCACCCAUCUGCCUCAAUCCAAAGGCGGGGACUCCCUUCAGAGUCUCUUCAACAAUGCAACACAUAAUGGUUCUGGAAUGAACGUUAACAUCAAUGCCACUAUUGCCCCGACCUUUGGCCACUCCAUUUGUCCCGAGGCUGCAUAUUUGUCACAUUCUGAUGUGGCCAGCACCCCCGGGGUCACCAACUGGUUUGACUCGCUUUGGACCCCACUAUUCUUGACCGAGCAACCAACACAAAACACGAUGGUUAAAGGAUCAAGUAUGGCUGAUGUACUUAUCGACCAGCCUAUCUUCCCGGCACACCUUCUUUUAUCGCAACCUCUCUGGCCUGCGAUUGAUCAUCCUCCUAACAUUGACGGCAGAUUUCACGGAAAGCCUUUUAACCCACACCAGACACGAACUUUGGUGGUACCCUCUUCACCGUCGCAGAGCACGGCAUCUAAUCCCAGGGUUCACGCGCUGGAAUCAGAAAUAACUUCCUUCGACUGUGCUCAGCGGGUCAAUUCUCAUCGUGCUGCAUUAUCUCCUAUGAGUAUACAACCCACCAACGAAGAAGACGCCCCAGUUCCUUCUUUCCGAUGCCCUUGGUCUAAAUGUACUUUACGGUUUAUGUCCCCCGAAGAAGCAUUUCUUCACGCCGUACAUCAUCCCGGUCGCAGAACAUUGAUAUGCCCUCACACUGGCUGCCCAUACACCUCGGUUCGGAUCGCCGACGUCAAAAGACACUGCCGAACGGCAAGUCAUGGACAACCUGCUUCGUUCCUUUGCAGGGGAUGUAAACGCAUGUUUACUCGAAAGGAUGCGGUCAGGCGCCAUCAGCUUCAAUCGGCGAAGGACCCGCAGUGCGUAGCAUAUGCGGGAUCGGACGCGGGAGUUGGCAUUGGGGGGAAACGUGGGUGGAGGAGGCAGUGACUAGUAUGACAACAUUCAUGAAAAUGGGCGUCGUUGGAACUAGGAUA
Molecule: messenger RNA, 1158 nt
Organism: Guyanagaster necrorhizus
Lineage: Eukaryota; Fungi; Basidiomycota; Agaricomycetes; Agaricales; Physalacriaceae
Exons: 5
Coding region: 110-1111 (333 amino acids)
Source: RefSeq, a predicted model, not a curated record